UACAGAUGCGUCUUUCACUCGACCUUACAUUAGCCUUCAUGUCUACGCUCUGUGUUCAGGGAGUUUUCUUCCGCGUUCCGUCUUGAGAGGUAUCAGUAUUAUUUUGCAUACUCCGCGUGCUGGUUGGCUGAGAGGACCAUUCAUCCCAUCCUGGCCAAAACAAACUCACCCUGCCACAGCGAAGAGGAGGGACCGCGGCGCAUCGGCUUUUAUUUUGUCAAAUAAGGCGCACAUCGACCAAAGCCGUCUUCGAACCGCAGCGGCUGUCCGUCGCCUACAGAGGUGGACUAUAGUGCAAUGAUGACGGGCAAAUCCGUGAAAGACGUGGACAGAUACCAGGCUGUCCUCAACUCUUUACUGGCGCUGGAGGACAAUAAAUUCUGCGCUGAUUGCCAAUCUAAAGGUCCAAGAUGGGCGUCCUGGAAUUUGGGCAUAUUCGUCUGUAUCCGCUGUGCUGGUAUCCAUCGAAACCUGGGGGUCCACAUCUCCAAGGUCAAAUCUGUCAAUCUGGACCAGUGGACACAGGAGCAGGUCCAGUGUGUCCAGGAGAUGGGGAACGCCAAAGCCAAACGUCUCUAUGAGGCUUUCUUACCGGAGUGCUUUCAGUGCCCCGAGACGGACCAAUCAGCAGAGAUCUUCAUCAGGGACAAGUAUGACAAGAAGAAAUACAUGGACAAGGUCAUUGACAUCCAGAUGCUUAGGAAAGAAAAGAGCUGUGACAAUAUACCCAAGGAACCAGUUGUGUUUGAGAAAAUGAAAUUGAAAAAAGACUUCAGCCCCAAGACAGAUCCCCAGGCCGUUACAGACCUGCUUGGAUUAGAUGCUCCUGCUCCAAGUGCGGCAGUGUCUAAUGGUGGAGGAUGUGUUCCAGACAGUAAUGAGAGCCUGGCGGUGUCCAAUCCAGCUCUGGUGCACUCUGCACUGGAUUUGUUCAGCUCCUUGCCAGCAUCCUCCUCUGCUUCCUCCAUUAAAACCACGCCUGUUUCCAGCUCCAUGCCUCAGAGCAGAGUGACUGCAUCCGUGCCCGACAACCUCAGUCUGUUCAUGCGUUCGGCACCCAAAGCAGAGGAGGGCACUGUCAAGAAACUGUCCAAGGACUCGAUUCUGUCCCUUUACGCCUCCACCCCCUCAGUGCACGCCAGCAGUAUGUCGACUCACGCAGGCUUGUACAUGAACCAAAUGGGAUACCCGACACACCCCUACGGAUCGUACCAUUCUUUAGCCCAAGCAGGUGGGAUGGGAGGUUCCAUGAUGCCGUCACAGAUGGCCAUGAUGGGACUUCAACAGAACGGCAUGAUGGGACAGCAGGGCGUCAUGGCUCCACCCUACAUGACCCAGGGCACGGUGGGUCAGCAGCGAAGUGGGAUGAUGGUGCAGCAGCAGAAUGGCGUUAUGGGACGACAACAACAUAGUGGGAUGAUGGUGCACCAGCAGAAUGGCAUUAUGGGACAACAACAACACAGUAGGAUGAUAGUACAGCAGCAGAAUGGCGUUAUGGGACGACAACGACAACAGAGUGGGAUGAUGGGGCAGCAGCAGAAUGGCAUUAUGGGACAACAACAACACAGUCGGGUGAUGGUACAACAGCAGAAUGGCGUUAUGGGACGACAACGACAACAGAGUGGGAUGAUGGGGCAGCAGCAGGUUGCCGGUUUACCUCCUCAGCAGGGAGGGCAACAUGCCCAGCAGCUACAGUGGAACAUUACCCAGAUGACUCAACACAACGGCGUGAUGGGAUUCAGCAAUCAACAAACGGGAGGCUCAACAACUCCAAACUCGGCGCACAUGACAGCACACGUUUGGAAAUGAUUUCGUCCAUCCAGGAAGUGAUGUAACGCCUAUGACCGACAAAAGACGGGCAAACUAAGUUGAAGGAAUCUGUGGAUCAGACUCUCCAUGAGACAUUUUCUAAUGCAAGGGAGAGAGAAGAGGAGGAGGAGACGGGUGUGAAAAUGAACAAGGUUUGGAAAACCACGACUACCUCGCUUUCUCUCUCCUCUCGGACCAUGCUUCCUCUUCUCGACACAUCCACGGCCAUGUUUUGCAUAUUUCCAUGUUUGCCUUUCGAACACUUUGGUAUGAUGACCAAGACAACAGGGUUCAGAGGUUCACUGGUUGCGCGUCUUUCUUUGUAUCUAAUAUGUGGGAGUGUGUGCGCACACAUCUGCUGUAUGUGGGUGUCAACAAACUCAAGAGAACAGUUUGUUUUUUGGAGAAUUUUACAGUUUUUCUUACUUGAACAGAAUCAGAAUGAAGGUUAGCAGAGCUAAACUCAAUUGGUUUGUGUGCCUGCAUUUCAACAUUUAUUGGAACAAGAUGCAUUUUUGCAAGGAUAAGGUGUAUUGAUUUUAAAUGUGUUGUAUAGUCAAACAUUCCUAUGCUUAUUUUCUUUUUUGAUGGGACUUCGAUGAAAAGAUUGAUACAAUUCCACUCAUGAGUCUGUACACCAAAUAUGAGGCUACCACCAGCAGAUGGUUAGCUUAGCUGAGCAUAAAGACUGGAAAUAUAAAAGAAGAACUAGCCUGGCUUUGUCCUGAAGACUUUGAAUGUUUGCAGUUUGAACAAAUGAUAUGUAAAAUGAUAAUUAAUGGGUUUAAAUAUGCUGGAAGCUGGAUUUUGAUUUGAUUUUGUAACAGAGCCCGGCUAGCUGUUGCCACCUGUUUCCAGUCUCUGCGCUAAGCUGUGCGGCUAAUGGCGUUAGCUUCAUCGUGCAGACACGAGACUGCUGUCGAUUUUCUCUUUCAACUCUUGACGAGACAGUGAAAUAGCGUUCAGCUUAUCUCAAAACCAAAUAAUUUGUUUAACCAUGCAUUGAUAAUGUUUCUUAACAAUAUAAUAUAAUUAGCUUAAUUCAAGCCGCAACCAUAUUUGUGAAGCAGCAACUACGGAUGUUUUUCUAGCCAGCUUUCAAGCUCACUGAGGAGUCAUUUAGGAUAUUAGCCUUCUGGUUCGAGGAGAAUCAAACUAGCUUAUGCUAAGCUAGUCUCUCUCGUCGCAUCUUCAAGGUAAAGGCAUUAAUGAAUAAGCCUAGCUCUGUGUAAGUAGAAAACACUUGUAAAAUAUGAUAAAAAACAAUAUAUCCCCUUCCUAAAUAGUUAUUCUUCUGUCCAACAAUAUAACGAAUGUAAGAAAUCCCUUCAUGUGUUGAUAAGAUCUUAAAGCAGCUACACAACCGACCAAAACAGCCCGUAUUUAUGAUGUCUUCUACCCAAUAAAAACAGCUUCUUUUAGAAUCAAUAUAUAAUCUUGAAGUGUCUAAAAUCCAAAAUUGGAUUUGGGAGACCAAAGAUCAACGCUAGCUUUAUUAUGGUUGUACAGUAUUCCAAUGCUUUCUUACAUCUGUGCAGCCGCUUAACUAGUGAUUUGUAUAACAUUCAACUCAGCAGUCCUUUAAAAGUGCGUUUGGUCUACCGUGUUCUCACAUGAUGAAUGUCUGGGCAUUUCAAUUCACUGUGCUACUUUCUCAGCAAGAGUGGGACAUUUAAAAAGUCACUUGCAUGUAUGUAAAAGUUGAGGUAACGUUCACACACCUCAAGUUAAUCUACCUUCUACAAUAGAGGCCUCAAAUAAUGCUGAAUGUCUGUAAGUAAGAGAACUAGAGAGGUGGGGACAGAGGCAAAAGAUAACUUCAAGUACAGAUGCGCCAUGUUUCAGAUUCUUCCACUGAAUUGCACGUAGAUAAUGUCUAUCUGGCUCUGAUUGUAUAUACUGUUUGUUUCUUGAGAUGUUUGAAUGUCUCUCUUUGAAUGUUUCUUGUCAAUCGGUCUCUGGUCAAGACCGACAACAUGUCUCAAUGAAUGUGGGUCCUGAAUAUGUUUCAGGACUUGUACAGGACUCAUUUUGCAUACGUGCAGCUGAGGGUGCAUUUAGUUUUUUGAUAUUCUACGACUUCGUCAAGCAAUUUACACGAGUGUCUUUUGAACUUCUGCGGUCAGCAGAACCAUAGUUCAACUAUGUUAUAAUGUCAUAACGUCAAAUUAGGAGCUAACUGUGACCAGGCUAGCGCAACUAAAGGUCACUCGGGGGGAGAUUAUAAUUUGCCCGUGCGACAUUGUGAAGAGAAAAGCGAUUGUAUAACCACAAUCUGAUCACCUCUCAACAUUUUAGUUAACCCCUCUACACCUCUACCAAACAAGCCGCCCCUCUCUGUGUCCCGAUUUCUCUGCAAGGCGUUUCUAAAAAAAUAUACACAUUUUUAUAAAUGCAUGACACUGUUUGUGUAAAUAUUCUGUCUUUUAUUUUUAAGCAGUUGGCUAUUGUGUUGCCACUUUGAAUGUGAGGGCUGAAAGAGAAAUACAUGAACAGACAGGGCAUAACAUUCUUAUUAACUGCUGCCAAUGAGCAGCCAGUAAACAUUUCCCUUUCAGCAACCUUCCAGGUUUUUCUCUUUCGAUUUGAGCUCCUUUGGUGGCCGUCGAGGCGACAGCGUGACUGCAGCAGUCACGUCGUCUGCCGAGAAGACAACGUGUCGUCUUACAACCUUCAGCUCGCCAUGGAAGAAGCAGUAUAAAGCCUUUAGUUUGCUCGUAUUCAGUUCCUUUUUUUGUCCGGUAUAUUUUCUGUGAAAUAAGAGUCAUUAAAGGAAUGUAUCUUUUUAUGUACCUGUCAAUCAAAAGAUAUUGUGUACUUUAUUCUUUAUCAGAAUAUCUCUUUAUCGUGUGUCCCUUGAAGAAAAUUGCUGAAUGUG
Molecule: messenger RNA, 4687 nt
Organism: Pseudoliparis swirei
Lineage: Eukaryota; Metazoa; Chordata; Actinopteri; Perciformes; Liparidae
Gene: smap2
Product: small ArfGAP2
Exons: 9
Coding region: 298-1809 (503 amino acids)
Biological process (GO): regulation of clathrin-dependent endocytosis
Molecular function (GO): GTPase activator activity
Source: RefSeq, a predicted model, not a curated record